Molecule: messenger RNA, 2365 nt
Organism: Poecilia reticulata (guppy)
Lineage: Eukaryota; Metazoa; Chordata; Actinopteri; Cyprinodontiformes; Poeciliidae
Source: RefSeq, a predicted model, not a curated record
GAGGGGACCAGCUUUUCUUAGAGGUGCUCUGGUGUUUUGCAAGUGUGUGCCUAGAGGUUUCACAAACACUCCAGGGAUCAUUGGUAGCCCACUAUAAAGCUUUUUAUAUCUGUUUAUUCUUUGUCUUCAAAGAGUCCCAGAUGGCGGCACAUUUUCUGAGGGACUUCCACAGAGUCCUGAUGAGGUCGUGGGGUUCGCUGAGGUUUCCAGGAACCGAAACGGCAUCACAUCCAAAGCUGUGUUUACUGGUGCAAAGGGGGGGAAGGAGGCUCUUGAAAGACUUGUGAUCUCAAGAAAACCAAGAAAACAUUUCAUCUUCUUACUUUGGUCACAGGAAACUGAGAGCUCAGAUUAAUCUGCGUAGGUCAACAGAAAUAUCAAGCAUGUUGCCAUCAGAUAAACUAAAUUAACUGUGGAGAGUUUGGGAGUUUAUUAAUGUUUGCUGUGAGGAUGAUUUAAUCAGAUCUAAUCUCUGUAAUCACGAUCAGUUUUUCCGAGGCCUCUUUCAUUAUUCCCUUCUGUGAGAAUUUGCACUGUUCUUCUGAUGAUUUCUGCUCUGGUCGAGAAAAGGCCUCUGGCCUCGCUCAGACAGGGAAAUUACACACAUCGCUCAUAUCUUUUCAGUAAAUUCCUUUAAACAAACAGCCUGUCUGAAUGUUGACCAACUUCAUCAACUCAGACCUAAAGUAUCUAAUAAAAUGUUUUCUUUUUUUCCUUUCCGAUUUUCCUGGCCAAUUACUUUUGGCACAAGCUGCAGAAGCAUGGAUGUGGUUGCCACGGCAACAGGAUUUUCCUUCACCAUGGAGGGAAAGGCGCUGUUUCUCAGUGUGACGUCACCAUCAGCUACGACGCCAAGAUAGGAACCACCAGAGCUGGGAGAGGAAUACAGAUUGUGCCACAAUGUAUUUGGUCCAGAUUUAAAUCUAAAGUUGUCGGAGAUCCACUUCUGUCUUCAACGCUGCUAAAGUGACUAUCAGCUUCAUCGUGAAGUCAUAAGAUAACACUUUGAAGCUUCAAGUGAAGAUUUGCUGACGUAAUAAAGAGAGAAGUCAGCCGGUGCAUCAGUCUCCAGCUCAUCCAGCGUUCGCUCGCCCCUCCUCCCCCCGACUCAGCUGAUACUUCUCCUGCCUCCGCUGCAUCUUUUCUCUCCUUUUUCUUCUGCUUUUUUCCGCUCUACCUCCUCCUCCUCCUCAUCAUCCACCAUGGUGAACAGAUAACCAGUUGGCCGCGCUUGUCAGACCAUGGGUGCCUGCCUCUGCAAAGGUCACAAAGAACUCCACCUGCCAUCGUCAUCGCUGCACCAGACCGAGGAAGGUCAGUCGGCUCCCAUCAAGGACGGUCAGAAUCCUUCCAACGGCACAGUGGCAGAUAAGUCCAGUCGCUAUGACAUUGCAGAGCUGGCUACAUCCUCUCUGAUAGGCCUGGUGGCCACGAUAAAGGAGCACAUCACCAAGCCCACAGCGAUGGCCCAAGGGCGAGUCGCUCACCUGAUCGAGUGGAAAGGUUGGGGUGGAUGCGGCGGCGCCGAGGGUGGAGGAAACAGGGCCGGGUGGAGCGGAGGCUGGAGCAAAGGAGGCGGCGGAUGGGGGGCCAUGGGGACGGAGCUGCAGGAGGAUGAACAGUUUUACUCCCAAAUGACGGAUGAAAUCAAGGAGGCCCGAUUUGCUGCAGGCGUGGCGGAACAGUUCGCCCUGGCCGAGGCGGCGAUGAACAUGUGGUCCAUGAGCGACAACGCGGAGCAGCCGUCCACCAGCUCACAAGCCGCAGAGGGCCACUUCUUGUCCAAGUAUUUGCUCGACGGAGGAAGCGUCGGCGUGCCCCAGCACCUGUACAGCAUUCACACCCAGUCUUACGGCGACGCAACCAGCCUGAUUCACCCGCCGCUGGCCAACUCGACGCUUCCCCCAGCACUCGGCGCUCAGCGGGACGCUGAUCGUCCAUUUGAGGACGGCAGCAUGGCGACGGCGGAAGCCGCCGUCCGCCACGUCGACAGCAGCUCUCUGUCCGAGGACGACGUUUUUUACAACUAGGCUCGGAAACGAAAGACGCUGGUCACCGCAGUGGAAACGCCCAUGAGAUUCAGUGAGGACUCGAGCCUCGUCCACCAGCAAUGAUUGUUCUGAAAGACAUUUCUUGAGGCGAAACUCUUCGAAAUGCAUCAGCCGGAAAGAAUUUAAAGGCCUGACUAUAAAUGCUAUUUUUUACAUGAGCGAGGGUUAGGCCUAUUCUUCAUGUGAAUGUACAGUUUAAAUGUGACAUUUUAGUUUUUUAUUCUAUGUAGAAAACAACUGGAGCUGAGCUGUAAAGAGUCGGUGUAAAUAUAUUUUUAUAAAGCGUUGGUUUUAAUAUAUAUAUGUGACAAAUA